ACUUCGCUUACCCUCGGUUCGUUCUUUCUUGCAACCGAAGCCGAGCUCGACUCCGCUAUACCCUCCUCGCUCGCCCUCUGCUCUCUUCUGUGUUCUCCCAAAUCUCUCCGUGCGUUCGUUCCCCUCAAACCCCUCAGCCGAACCAGCGGAGGCGAAGGCGAUGGAGUGUGUGAUUGGCGUGGUCGGCCGCGACUUCGCGGUGGUGGCGGCGGACACCUCCGCCGUGCAGAGCAUCCUCGUGCACAAGACGGACGAGGACAAGAUCAUGCUCCUCGACUCCCACAAACUGAUGGGCGCCUCCGGGGAGCCAGGCGACCGCGUGCAGUUCACCGAGUUCAUCCAGAAGAAUCUUCAUCUCUACCAGUUCCGCAACAACAUGCCGCUCAGCACCGCCGCCACCGCCAAUUUCACCCGCGGCGAGCUGGCUACGGCCCUGCGGAAGAAUCCCUACUCUGUAAACAUCAUACUUGCUGGGUUUGAUGAAGAUGUUGGUGCAUCAAUGUAUUACAUUGACUACAUCGCUACACUACACAAAAUUGAUAAGGGAGCAUUUGGUUAUGGGUCAUACUUCUGUUUGUCACUGAUGGACAAGUUGUAUCGUCCUGAUAUGACUGUCGAGGAAGCGGUGGACCUUGUUGACAAGUGCAUCAAGGAGAUCAGACUCCGAUUGGUCGUUGCGCCACAGAAUUUUGCGAUCAAGAUUGUGGACAAAGAUGGUGCCAGGGACUAUGGGAAGCGUGAAAGUGUGAGUGGCAAUCCAUCUGAAUCUACAACCGCUACAACUGCCUGAGGUAGUUCGCCCUGUUGGUGGUCAUUUGGCUGGAGGCUGAACCAUCCUCACAAUUGUCUCUGGGUACUGUCACUAUGUAAUAGCAAUACAUUUGGAUUUGAGAACUGUGUUGCAAAUUAUGUUUAUGCCCCUUUGUCAUGGUAAUCUCUUUCAGCGUUUCUUGUUCUUGAAUGCUUUGCACCUGGGUAUUUUACACUUGCCAGUUAUGCUCA
Brachypodium distachyon (stiff brome) is the source of this 1002-nucleotide messenger RNA. RefSeq names its product proteasome subunit beta type-2. The coding region runs from base 161 to 790 and encodes 209 amino acids. Gene Ontology annotation, biological process: proteasomal protein catabolic process. Gene Ontology annotation, cellular component: proteasome core complex, beta-subunit complex; proteasome core complex; nucleus. The transcript has 3 exons. The record is from RefSeq and is a predicted model, not a curated record. Gene Ontology annotation, molecular function: peptidase activity. NCBI's taxonomy places the organism in Eukaryota, Viridiplantae, Streptophyta, Magnoliopsida, Poales, Poaceae.